AUUUUUUUUAGUAUUAUCGGCAGACGCAGGGUGAGAGGAAACGGUCAAGAAGUGGACACCCGAAGGCCGGCACAAGAGGAAGGAGAAUCGGGCCAAUUCAUCAACACCACGGCAGAAUGAUGGUAGGAGAGGGGACCGAAAGACAGGGAGCACGACGUUAUAGUUUAACGGUAGUUUAUCUCGCAUCUCCGGCGAGGAAAUCUCGGGUGGUUGGGCCCGAAUUGCGUGCCUGGGCUGAAGAGUUAUUGAUGUUCGGGGGUUGUUUUCUGUUGUUCCUCUGGGCAAAUAUUCUCCGUGCGUGCAAGAUGAAACAGAUCAUCCAUGGAUGGACCAGAGACCCUGUGCGGAACAAGCCCCAGUCCAGUCAGUCAGUCAGACAGAUCAGUUAUCUAGUUAGUUGAAGAGGGAGAAUAGAUUUGAUUGCAUCAUUCUUCCCGGCCGUGUCGUUGCCCCGAUGGUCGAUCCAG
Molecule: messenger RNA, 467 nt
Organism: Aspergillus costaricaensis CBS 115574
Lineage: Eukaryota; Fungi; Ascomycota; Eurotiomycetes; Eurotiales; Aspergillaceae
Exons: 1
Coding region: 117-401 (94 amino acids)
Source: RefSeq, a predicted model, not a curated record